This is a messenger RNA of Cricetulus griseus (Chinese hamster), 3103 nucleotides long. Lineage: Eukaryota; Metazoa; Chordata; Mammalia; Rodentia; Cricetidae. The record is from RefSeq and is a predicted model, not a curated record.
GGGAGGAACUAAACCAGUUCUUAGUUGCAUAAUUUUUUCCUUCUAAAGAUUUUUCUUUGGUGUUCUUCACUGAAAAUAAUCCAACUUGCUGGUAUUUUAAAAAAAAUUCAAGAUCAAAAUUAAUAGAUGGAACACCUUGAAGCAUAAUGCAGUUGACUUUGUAAUUAGCAGAGUUGAAAGUGAUGAGAAGAUCCUUUCAUUUUCUUUGUGCCUGCAGGAAGGUGGGAGUCAAUCACUUUGACAAGUCUCCUGAAAGGAACAGCCAGCAGGAGUUGAAACCUUUUUCCAUUUGGUCUCGUGGCAAAGGCAGAGAUUGCUUCAGCAGCUCCGCACAAUAUGACGUGCUCACUGUUGCCCUCUGAACAGUCUUCUGGUACCUCUUUUUUGCCUAAAGACAAUGCCUCAUUUUCUUGGGGUUCCUCAGAUGAAGAUGAAUUGGAUGACUCCUUGUUGGAGUUUUCUGAUGGAGAAGAAGAUGAUGGCCAUUUCAGUUUCACAGAGGAAGAGAUUGAGAUGCUCUUGAAGGAUGAUGAUGGUGGGCAUGAGUAUGGAGAGAGAAAGUGUCAAAUUCUACCUGGUACUCGUCGCGAAAAUUCUUUGUACAGCUUGGGGCCAGCAGCUGAGACCCCUGGCUUCUUCAAACUACCUCAACUAAGUACAUCAGUUGGUCAUGGACCAACUCCUAGUAAAUCAUUAAACAGACACUUUGUACUUGAAAAGAAUCUUAUAAAAGUAACUGUUGUUGCACCAUUUAAUCCAACAGUUUGUGAUCCUGUGCUUGCUAAGGACAAGGUUGAUUCCUCCAAAGAUACAGAAAACCCUGCUUCCCUUGGGGAACGGAUUGGAGAAGAUGACCUUCAUCCUAAUGAGAGUAAACAUUGCACUGAACCUGAAGGGGUCAGUCCCGAUAACUCUGCUCGGGAUGGGCCCCUGCUUUCUUCUCCUUCAAAUAACAACAUCGAACAAACUGCCUCUGAUAAAAACGUACCUGAAAGUAAGAAACCUACCCCUGUGUUCUCUCAGAUCUCCAACCAUUCAGAAGUACCUAACAGGGGAUCAUCCUGGAAAAAUAGUGGAUCACAUAAAUCAGGUUGUGAAGUGAGAAUUCCAGUUGUGUCCAGUUCAUCAAACAGACAUACUUUUGACAAGGAUUCUGGUGAGGUGAAAAGUGAGAGAAGACUAGGCAAAGUCAUUCCUGUUCUACAAACCAGAACCAGGAUGUUUUCACAAUCAGAUCUAGAAAAACAGAAGGAUAUUUAUCUCAGCAAAGUCAUUGCUCAUAUAGAAGACCCAGGGGACUCUAACCAAGGUACCUUGGGAGAGCUAGAUGCCCUGAUGGAUCAAGUUCAUAUGCAGAACCCAGACUGGCAGCAUCCUUCAGAUCUUACUACACGAAAUUAUGCGCGGUUCCGACAGAAACCUCUACAAAGAUACAGUCUGAGUCAGUGGGUCGACAGAAACAAGCGGAGCCACCAUCGUUUCCAGCGUCUCCCAGACUUCUCCUACAGUCCAUAUGUUUCAUCUCAUCCACAGUGACAGUCCCUACCCAGGGUCCGGACCAUAGCAGCAUCUUAUUUUCCUCUGCUAUUUUUGUUUGUAUAUUUUGAGUUUUAUUUUUCACAAGAUUUUUAUUUAAAGAAUUUGUCACCUUUUGGAAAUGCCCAUUACUGUCUUGAGUUUUUUUGAGGAUCCUCCUGAUUUGUGUCUGUCUAUACAUGUUUCAGCAAUAUUAAGUAGUAUUUUUCCCUUCCUACCUCCCUCCUUCCCUCCCUUUUAAUUUAAAAUGAAGGUAGCUCCCCUUUGAAGGCCUGCAGUAAGUCAAAACUUCCUGUCUUACAUAAAUACCAGCUCUAAGCUCUAUUUGUAGUACCCCAAGGAAAUCAUCUUUUAUCCUACUGUAAGGAAGGGAUUGUUCUGCAGGCUACAAGCCAGUGUUACUGUUGAUGACUCGUUCAUGGGUAGAAGUCACUUUUAACAAUUCCUCUUUUUAAAUUUGAGUCUCUUGAGUACUUGUCAGUAUUUUAAGGUUGGCAAUUUGGGACAUUUAAAAUAAGAUGGAGUAGGAGAAAAGUCCUAUUGAAAGGAUAGGUUAAAAAUGUAAAUCCUCUCCUUUCUGUGCCUACUAGCUACCUUUAUUUUUUAAAUUAUUGGCUGUUUUCAUUCUCUGUUAACUAUAUUUUGCUCACAGUGUUUGUAAACCUUACACAUCUUAACUGACAGAAGAUAGCUGACCAACCCUUGUUGAAUAUUCCAUGGUUUUGUGACUAGUUGGUUUCUUUGUCCCUUCAAGGAUUCCCCCAUUCCCAGUGACCACUCUGCUCCUGGAGUUUUUUUACAGGAGAUAUUCUUAUGUCCUGUUAGAUGUAGACAUGCCUUUCAGAAUGCCCUGGCUAUUUACUGAAGAACUUCCAACAGAAUCUUGCUUUGGUGAUGGGUCAGUGCCAUUGAGAUGUCUGGGAGUCUUCAGUUUCAUGUGCAAAACCCCAAGUUUAUGUGUUGGUGUUAUUCUAGGAGCCUCCUUGCUGUGGAAGCCUUUGGAGAGGCACUGUUUUCCUCUCUAGUUGACUACAGGUACCUUUGCACCUGUAUGUUAACAUUUGGUUAGACUCCAUUGUUCUCAGUAGUGCUCAAGAACGUCUAGGGAAAUUGGGAUUGAGCCUGUGCAUUACAACAUUACCAGCUCUCAGUAAGAUUUGGUGUUCUAACCAAAGCUCAUAGGCUUUGUGUGUCUUAAUGGAUGUCUUACAGGCAGCCCUAGACAUGAUUUUGGGAGUUCAUGCUGCUAUCAUUCAUUCUGUGAAUGUUAUUCAUAGUUGUGUAGCCUCUGUCUGGUUGUCUUUUGUAUGUCUCAUUUUUUAUGUGGAUAACUCAUCCUAAAUACUAAAUAACCCAUCCUACUCCACUUUAGAAAAGUGAUUCUUUUUUUGGAGGGGAAGGGUUUCGAGAUAGUGUUUCUCUGUGUAGCCCUGGCUGUCCUAGAACUUGCUUAGUAGACCAGGUUGGCCUCACUCAGAGAUCUGCCUACCUCUGCCUCUCAAGUGCUGGGAUUAAAGGUGUUCCUUACUACCGUUUGGCUAAAAAAGUGACUUUGAUUUUUUUUUUU